Molecule: messenger RNA, 2895 nt
Organism: Colletotrichum graminicola M1.001
Lineage: Eukaryota; Fungi; Ascomycota; Sordariomycetes; Glomerellales; Glomerellaceae
Product: calpain family cysteine protease
Exons: 4
Coding region: 1-2895 (964 amino acids)
Biological process (GO): proteolysis
Cellular component (GO): cytoplasm
Molecular function (GO): calcium-dependent cysteine-type endopeptidase activity
Source: RefSeq, a predicted model, not a curated record
AUGCCUGUGAUCCUUAGCAAACCCCGAAAGGUCAAGCAACAGCCUCCUCAAGAAAUUGUCGACGAUUUUUGGGCAAAGUUUACCACCAAGGCCCCGGGUAAAGCCACAACUGUCAUUCCCCAGAACGCGUAUGCGGAGAGGGUUGCGAAGCGAUCCGCUACUGUCAUAGGCAUCGGCACUCAAACUUCAUACGAGGAGGCUGCAACUGUCUGCAGAGCCAAAGUCGAGAAGAUUGUACAAGAAUGCCGGAGGGUGAACCAACGUUAUAGAGACCCUCAUUAUGACAUCGAGUUUGACUUGAAGUUUGGGCGACGAGACUGCCUCGAAUCCCUCUGGAAUACCAAGGGCAGGGAUCCUCCGGAACCUUUGUUCCACCCGAAAGCCGUGAAACGGGUUGUCGACAUCUUCGACAAGCCGCAAUUUUUUAUCGAAGGGCCUACAGCCGAUGAUGUACGCCAAGGCCGGGACGGGGACUGCUGGCUCAUGGCUGCAUUGUGCAACCUCAGCAACAAGCCUGGUCUAAUCGAGAGGGUUUGCGUUGCCCAUGAUCAAAAUAUCGGCGUCUAUGGAUUUGUCUUUCAUCGCGACGGGGAGUGGUUCAGCGAAAUCAUUGAUGACAAGCUGUAUCUCACCAAGCCCGACUAUGAUGAAGGACAUCUCGAACGUAUUCUUUGGGAAGAUCGAGAGCGCGUCAACUCAGAGGAGGCCUACAGACGCAUCUACCAGACGAACAGCGGUGCGUUGUAUUUUGCUCAAUGCGAGAAUCCAAAUGAGACAUGGCUGCCUCUCCUCGAAAAGGCCUACGCCAAGGCGCAUGGUGACUAUGCGUCUAUCGAGGGUGGCUUUACCGGCGAGGCCAUUGAAGAUCUGACCGGAGGCGUCACCUCUGAGAUAUACACGACGGAUAUUCUUGAUAAGGAAUACUUUUGGAACGAGAAGCUGCUCAAAGUCAACCAGGACUGGCUUUUGGGCUGUUCCACGGGAUUUGCAUCAAGAGGCUGGGGCGAAAGAAAGGGUAUCAUUGAGAUGCACGCCUAUAGUGUCAUGAAAGCAGUCGAGAUGGACGGCCAUAGACUAGUGUUGUUGAAGAAUCCUUGGGGCAAGGGGGAGUGGAAAGGCGCCUGGAGUGACGGCUCCAAGGAAUGGACCCCGGAGUGGUUGCAAAAACUCCAACAUACGUUUGGAGACGAUGGAGUCUUCUGGAUCUCCUACGUUGACCUCCUCAAGAAGUACAGCAUCUUCGAUGCGACUCGGCUGUUUGGCCCUGGCUGGAAGGUUACAUCUAUAUGGACGACACUUUCGGUACCGUGGACACUGGAUUACCACGAUACAUACUUCGCAUUCACAAUUUCAAAGUCAGGCCCAGUAGUUCUUGUCCUGGCUCAACUAGACGACCGUUACUUCCGAGGGCUUGAAGGACAGUACAGAUUUGACUUACAAUUCCGUCUGCACAAAGCCGGCCAGGAAGACUAUGUCGUACGAAGUCAAGCAUCUUACCGCAUGACCCGCUCAGUCAACGUUGAGCUCGAUCUCGAAGCCGGUAGCUACGAGGUUCUCGUCAAGCUGGAUGCAGUUCGAAACGAUCAGGUUCUUCCCAUCGAGCAUGUUAUUCGAAAAAAUGCCAAGGGUCGCCGGGAGAAGCUUAUCCGAAUAGGGCUGGCAUACGACCUUGCUCACAGCAAAGGGAAAGUAGUGGAGUCUUCCCAAGAGAAGGCAGCCAGAGAAGCUUGCGAGAAGAAGAACCGGGAAACGAAACGCGCUGAAAUCAAACGGAAGCUCCUCGAGAAGCGAGAACAACAGCACUACCUCAAGGUCAGAGCUGUCAAAAGAAGACAGAGGGAGGAAGCAAAGCGCAAAGCACGGCACAAGGCUAAAAUCGAGAAGUUAGGGGCCACAAAAGGGAUGCGGUCUGUACCGGGAAGACUUUGCUCUGUACCAUCAAAGCGACCACAAAUACACGAGGAACCCCCCGUAUCCCUAGAGUCACCGAACUCCACGACAAGAAAACAUAUCCCGAUACAAACGCCCGACUUUGUGGGUGUUGAGCCAAGGAUAAACGACCUGAAAAUAUGCGGAAUGGAGCAGCGCCAGAACAAGUUUGCUGACCGUCCAAAAAUCACUGUCCCGGAAGAGUCACCGGCCUCUCCCCGUACUCAUGAUGGGGCGAGACCAUCCAUGAAUAUGCAAGCAAGGAUGCUUGUUCGUUGCCACGAAGGGCUAUCCAUCAAAGUACCAGAGGCCAUUCUAGAGACUCAAAAGUCAAAAGGUGAUGCGAGAGAGGUCAGUAGCGUUAAGAGUGGAGGUCACGGAGCCACUCCACAAGAGAGCGAAGCAGCAGCCCCUUCGAGAGCUUCCGAUUUCUUGCUAUGCGAAUCAGACGACGAUGGGAUUUCAAGUGUCUCCAGCUUGUCAGAGCUCUCUGAGCGGGAACUAGAACUCGAGAUCGAUGCCAUAGAGGCACAAGAACCCAUUGCUGUUGGCCGCAUGUCGCCGCAGCCGGCGCCGGCGGUAUCCGUUGACGACCAGGAUGAGUUUGAGAGGGACCCUUGGAACGCUGUGGCUGUGGUGGGUUUUCGGAUAUACUACAAAGCAUCAGAAGAUUGUCAAACCGAGGUUGUCGUUAAGCUGCGAGUUGUGCGACCAAACCCCUACAACAAAGAGGAAGAGACACCGAAAGCAUCAAAACCGGGCGACAAGAAGUCGAAAGGUCUAGAUGUGGACGACAGCGCCAAAGAUGCCACUCUGGAGGGGGAGAUCAAACAGCGGAAGAAGAGCAUUAGACCUACCAGUGAGGAUCCCAGCGACACCUCUGUGUUAAUUCGCUGUGGGACUGGCAGAGGAGCGCAGGCUGCGCAGGGAGCAGACGUACAAGCAAGGGCAAGCUUCAACUUUUGA